AUGUACUUCUCUACCGUUACUAUUAUCUUGGGCCUUGUUGCCUCGACUUUGGCUGCGCCGACGAGCCACACGACUACGAACACCAAGCGCGCGCUGCAGUCGGGGAUGAAGUACGCGGACUUCCAGAUCUCGGACGGAAAGGCCGGGGACGCACUGAACGAAGCGCUGCAAAAGUUUCCCAUUGACAUGAACAACUUGGCUUCGGUCUCCGACUCCGAUCACGAAAUAAUCAAGAACGCGCGCGAGAUCGCCGAGUCUGCCGAGGCAGACGAGGGUGGGUUCAACGACGCUAUCGACCAGGCUGGCGAGGACAGCAGUGAGGGCGAGGCGCUGCAGGUCGGAAAGAUCAAGAACAAGGUGCUCAAGCUGGCGCUUGAGAGCAUGGAUUUGAUGAUCAAGCAGGCGCAGGGUGAUGAUGAUGGCGAUGUCCAGGAGAAGCUAGACAAGGAGAUGAAGAAGCUAAAGACGAAUGUGCAGGAGGAUCAGGAUUCGAAGGGAAAGACGAGCAAGGCUAUUGACUUUGAUGCUGGAACUGCGUAA
Molecule: messenger RNA, 540 nt
Organism: Aplosporella prunicola CBS 121167
Lineage: Eukaryota; Fungi; Ascomycota; Dothideomycetes; Botryosphaeriales; Aplosporellaceae
Exons: 2
Coding region: 1-540 (179 amino acids)
Source: RefSeq, a predicted model, not a curated record